AUGGACGUCUUCUCACCAUCCCAGGUCUUCUACGACAGAGCGUGCGCUUCAUCCCCCGACAGCCUGGAGUUUGGCCCCGGCGUGGAGCUCGACGGCUCAGAGGAGGACGAGCAUGUCAGGGUCCCCGGGGCCCCUCACCAGCCGGGACACUGCCUCCAGUGGGCCUGCAAGGCCUGCAAGCGCAAGUCCAACUUCGUGGACCGCAGACGGGCCGCCACCAUGCGCGAGCGCCGGCGGCUGAAGAAGGUCAACCACGCUUUUGAAGCUUUGAGGCGCUGCACCUCGGCCAACCCCAGCCAACGUCUGCCCAAGGUGGAGAUCCUGCGCAACGCCAUCCAGUACAUCGAGAGCCUGCAGGACCUGCUACGAGAGCAGGUGGAGAACUACUACGGCCUACCUGGAGAGAGCAGCUCAGAGCCUGGGAGCCCGCUGUCCAGCUGCUCUGACGGCAUGGCUGACAGCAACAGUCCAGUGUGGCAACAGCUGAAUGCAAACUACAGCAACGGUUAUUCAUAUGCGAAGAAUGAGAGUUUCGAUAAGGCAGCCGGAGCCUCCAGUCUGGAGUGUCUCUCCAGCAUCGUGGACCGUCUGUCCUCGGCGGAGUCCGGCUGCGGGCCGGCAGCUCUGAGAGACACGACCACCUUCUCCCCCGGCAGCUCCGACUCGCAGCCCUGCACGCCGGAGAGCCCCGGGUCCAGGCCGAUCUACCACGUCCUGUGA
Chelmon rostratus (copperband butterflyfish) is the source of this 720-nucleotide messenger RNA. RefSeq names its product myogenic factor 5 (gene myf5). The record is from RefSeq and is a predicted model, not a curated record. NCBI's taxonomy places the organism in Eukaryota, Metazoa, Chordata, Actinopteri, Chaetodontiformes, Chaetodontidae. The coding region runs from base 1 to 720 and encodes 239 amino acids. The transcript is spliced from 3 exons. Gene Ontology annotation, molecular function: protein dimerization activity; DNA-binding transcription factor activity, RNA polymerase II-specific; RNA polymerase II cis-regulatory region sequence-specific DNA binding. Gene Ontology annotation, biological process: regulation of transcription by RNA polymerase II; positive regulation of myoblast differentiation; muscle organ development.